Perca fluviatilis (European perch) is the source of this 3386-nucleotide messenger RNA. RefSeq names its product gastrula zinc finger protein XlCGF57.1-like. Gene Ontology annotation, molecular function: DNA-binding transcription factor activity, RNA polymerase II-specific; RNA polymerase II transcription regulatory region sequence-specific DNA binding. The transcript has 3 exons. The coding region runs from base 338 to 2581 and encodes 747 amino acids. The record is from RefSeq and is a predicted model, not a curated record. Gene Ontology annotation, cellular component: nucleus. Gene Ontology annotation, biological process: regulation of transcription by RNA polymerase II. Lineage: Eukaryota; Metazoa; Chordata; Actinopteri; Perciformes; Percidae.
UGUUGAGUGAGCUGGAGGAGACCGUAUUGUAGUCGUAGUGCAGCUAAUUCUUUCAGGUGUAAUUAAACAGCAAUGUCUUCUUCAGUAAGGUAUUUGAGAGAGUUUGUCAACGAGCGAGUAACUGCUGCUGCUGAAGAAAUAUUCAGAGUUUAACAAAGAAAAAGAAAAGAAAACUUUCGUCAGCGCAGACUGUUGGAUAUUGUUUGGAAACCCGAGACAAAGUUACACAGGAUAGACUGGAGAGAACUUGAGGAGAACUGUGCUCAGAAGACGUUUGAUUUUACGUGCAUAGAGAGUUUGGCAGUUUGCAGAGGAAAGUUCCCGAAGUCAUAUUAACAUGGACUCGAUCUACAGUGACCACACAUACUCACACUGUUUCAACCAUCGAGCUUUACCUUCAGAUGUCCACAAAGUGACUGUUGGUGAAGAACAUCCACAUGAGUGGAGCCCCAGUCUGGACCAGGAGGACACAAAGCCCCCACACAUUAAAGAAGAAAAGGAGGACCUCUGGAUCAGUCAGGAUGGAGAGCAGUAUCAAGGGCUGGAGGAGGCAGAUAUCACCAAGUUCCCAUUCACUCUUCUCCAUGUAAAGAGUGAAGAUAAUAAAGAGAAACCUCAGUUCUUACAGCUUCAUCAAAGACAAACUGAAGAGAUGAAAACAGAAGCUGAUGGAGAGGACUGUGGAGGAUCAGAACAAGAUGGAAACACGCAUACAUAUACAUAUUUACAACCAGAUACUAAUGACAAGACCAGAGUACCUCAUUCAGGUAUGAACUCUCUGAAUAAUAUUGAAGACCCUGUCAGUGAUUCCAGAUGUAGUGCUGGUGAGAAACCAUUUAGCUGCUCGGAGUGUGAGAAAAGAUUUGAACGCAAGGGACAUCUGAAGACACACAUGAGAACCCACAGAAGAGGGAAACAAUUGAACUGCUCAGUCUGUAAGAAAGCUUUUAAACACCGUGGACAUUUACAGCAACACAUGGAAACCCACACAGGACAGAAACCAUUUAGCUGCUCAGUCUGUAAAAAAGCUUUUACAGAGAGUGGAAGUUUAAAUAAACACAUGAUAAUCCACAAAGGAAAUAAAGCUUCAUUAGAGAGUGGACAUUUACACAAUCACAUGAUAACCCACAAAGGAGAUAACCCUUUCAGCUGCAGUAUUUGUGAUAAAAUCUUCAGCAGGCCUCGUCAGCUCAGAAAACAUAAAUGUGUUGGUCAGAUGGAAACAGAAGGUGAUGGAAAGAACUGUGGAGGACCAGAACCAGCCAGGAACACAUAUCCAGAUUCACGUUUACAACCAGAUGCUGAUGACAAGACGCAACACUUUUCUGAACCUGAGACUGAUAACAGUAACAAUUCGAAGGAGACCAGAGAACCUCAGUCAGGUUUAAACUCUCUGAAUAACAAUGAAGUCCCUGUCAGUGAUUCCAGAUGUCGUACUGGUGAGAAACCAUUUAGCUGCUCGGAGUGUGGGAAAAGAUGUGACCGCAAGAUACAUCUGAAGUUACACAUGAGAACCCACACAAGAACUAAUACAACAGUUAGCUGCUCCAUCUGUAAGAAGGCUUUUACAGCCAGGGGACAAUUUUACAAACACAUGAGAAACCACAGAAGAGGGAAACCAUUUAACUGCUCACUCUGUAAGAAAGCUUUUAGACAGCGUGGAAAUUUACAGGAACACAUGAGAACCCACACAGGAGAGAAACCAUUUAGCUGCUCAGUCUGUAAAGAAGCUUUUGCAGGGCGUUACAGUUUGUAUAAACACAUGACAAUCCACAAAGAAAAGCAAUCUUUAUUAGAGAGUGGACACAUGAGAACCCACAUAGCAGAGAACCCUUUCAGCUGCGGUAAUUGUGACAAAAUGUUCAACAGGCCGCGUCAGCUCAGAAAACAUAAAUGUGUUGGUAAGAUGGAAACUGAAGGGGAUCGAGAGGACUGUGGAGGACCAGAAACAACCAGGAACACAUAUCAAGAUACACAUAUACAACCAAAUACUGAUCCCAAGACUGGAGACUCUUCUGAGACUGAUGACAGUGAGGAUUGGACCGAGGCCAGAGAACCUCAGUCAGGUGUCAACUCUCUGUGUAAUGAUGAAGUCCCUGUCAGUGAUUCCAGAUGUGGUACUGGUGAGAAACCAUUUAGCUGCUCUGAGUGCGGAAAAAGAUUUGGCCGUAAGAUCAAUCUUAAGUUACACAUGACAACCCACACAAGAGAGAAACCAUUUAGCUGCUCAGUCUGUAUGAAAGCUUUUACAAUGAGUAGAAGCUUAAAAUAUCACAUGACAGCCCACACAGGAGAGAAACCAUUUAGCUGCUCAAUCUGUAAGAGAGCUUUUAAAGGGAUUGGAAGUUUAGUAACUCACAUUAGAACCCACACAGGAAAGAAACCAUAUAGCUGCUCGGUCUGUGAAAAAUCUUUUACGCGGAGUGGGUAUUUAAAGAGACACAUACAAAUGCACACCCGGGAAGGGAAUCCAUUUAGCUGCUUAGUCUGUAAAAAAGCUUUUACACUGAGAGGAAAUUUAAAGCUGCACAUGCAAAUUCACACGCGGGAGGGAAUCCAUUUAGCUGCUCACUCUGUAUGAGAGCUUUUACAGUGCGUGGACAUUAAGGAGAGAAGAGAAUUGAGAAUUUAGGCACCAUUGUGUUCUAAUCUACUAUCAAUCUAGGCUAAAGUCAACGAUAUUAAAAAUGUAUGCAUGUUUCUUCCUUUAAAUUUAAGUUUGUGGUUGACUAGCAGGCCGGCUUUAGUUGUUUCAUAAAUUGAUUGAUUGUGUUUGCUGAUUCGCUCUGCAUGCAGAGCCUGCAUGUAACACACCACCAAGUGUGUAUCCAUGGACACUUAAAUCAGUGUAAAUAACAUUAUAUCAAGGACAGAUUUAUGUUGUAGAUUAAUGUUCCGUUUCCAGCGUCGCGGCUCAGAACUAUAACGUAAGUUGUGACAUAUCCCUUGUUUCUUUAGGCUAACUAACAUUAUAUUAGCUUUAGCCUGGCUGGUAGCAACAGUCUGGCAACUCUUCGGUGAAUAAUGGCCAGGAGACGUUGUGAUAACGUUGCAUUCAGGUGAUUUAUUUUGUCUUUUUAGCGAACAUAAAACACUGACUACUGUAGGUUCACUACCCCUGGAAAAGCAUCACUGUGUCUGCGGCAGCUGUCGCUUACGGUACUUUUCUACACGCGAGAGAGCCUCACUUCCCAUAACAAACCCCGUAGGACUAAGGCUGAAUCUCAUUUCUCAUCUUACCCCUUCCCCUUACCCCUACCACUUCGUCUUACGCCUAGCCCUUGUCCCUCGAAACCAAGUGGUAAGGGGUAGGGGUGAAAAAACCUCUAUGAAAUGAGACGCCACUUGGUUACAUACAUACUUAGGUCUGUUUGCAAUAAAUAUGU